This is a messenger RNA of Physcomitrium patens, 3749 nucleotides long. RefSeq lists its product as uncharacterized. The record is from RefSeq and is a predicted model, not a curated record. Gene Ontology annotation, molecular function: lipid binding. Lineage: Eukaryota; Viridiplantae; Streptophyta; Bryopsida; Funariales; Funariaceae.
GCAUUGCGAGGAGGAGAAGCUGCGGGGGUCUGAUCCGCGCCGAGAGCGUGCGUGCGUGCGAGCGCGCGUGAGUUCUGCUAUGGGUCCGCGUGGGGAUUCAUUCGCAGCUGGGUUGUGAUUCUCGCCUGCUCUCUCAAUUCCUUUUGUGGUGCGUCGAGAUUCGUGGACGUUGUUGGGCUGCCAGGCAUUACGCGUGCGUUGAUGCGAGGAACUGAAUCUGGUGUAGGAUCUGCCUGUGGUGUUGUUGGUGUGGAUUGUAAUUGUUGGUGGGGUGCUUGAGAGUGGGAACGAGGGUGCAUAGUGAAGUGACGCGGGGAGUGGGAUUGCUGUUUUACAGCGAGCAGGGAGAGGAGAACGGAGAGGAAAGGGGAAUAACAGGAGCUGAGAGGUCAAGAGGAGUGGCUGUUGUUCACAGGUUUGCGGAUGUGGGUGGUCCUGGAGCAUUUCACGAGUGCACGUCGACAUUUGCUUCAUUUUAGAGGUCAGCGUUAACGGACGUAGGCCGGAUAACCUCCGUGGAUAUACAUGGUCGUAAUCUUAUGCAUAGCCCUGCGGAGAAAGUCAUAAGUUUCGCCGGGAUGGAUUUGAGGAUAUUUAUCGAAACUGGAGCUUCUUAUAGUUUCGUUGAAACAUGAGCAAUUCUUGCAAUUCGUUUUCGAUUCUAGUUGUCGGUGUCAAAGCAAGUGCUAGAGCUUUCUGCGCCGUCCUGGUUUGGGAGUACAUUUCCCCCUAGAUAACCAUGCCCUGCAUCCAGCAUCCCCUUUUUGACCCCGUUUUUUUAGUGCAUUAGGGCAAAUUUUAUUUUGAUACAAUAUUUUUAUUUGUUCUCAUGGCACGUAUCAGUAGAACUGGGUAUGCAGAGGCUUUUGGACCUAAGCGGAGUGGUUCUAGAGCAGCCGAGCUUAAUCUUGGGCGGAGUGACUUGGAGAGAAUUCGCGUGGUUUUUAGCAGGGUGCAUGACCUGUGGGACAGCUUCCAAAGAAGUCUGGUGACGAAUUAGGUUUUCAGAUUAUUUCAUACAUCACGCUGUCAGUGAUAUUUCUGUGUAGUUCAGCAGUCGCAAGACCUUGAUUUUGGGUGGUAAUUUGUAAGGACUUGGAGUAUCAAAAAUGGCCCAAGCACACCCGGUGCCCAAUAUUAUGUACCACACACAUAGACAAUCCUGUCAGAGCAUAACUUCCUCAUCACCAGUGUUACUCUUGCGCGAACUGGAUGGAAAGCAUCAGCAAUUUGUUAAUCUCAACUCAAUAUCUUCUAGUUUUUAUGGCAGCUGUGGUAAUGCCAAGUUAAUGAAGCACCAUCAGCUUAGAGUGUUGCCAAGUUCUCGAAUUUGCCGAGUGCCUGAGUCUCAGCUGUGUCGAGUAGACCAACCUCGGAAGCCUCAGAUUGAUAGAAACAUAUCCUGGAGCCUUGCUACGGCAGGGUCGCAUGUAGUUAUGACAGAUUUUACGAGAUCGAACUUGUAUCCUACGAGACAGGGGAGGUACAGCGCGGUGGUUCAUGCGCAAGCUGUUCAUCGCUCUUUCUCCCUCUUACCUGGAGCUGGUCCGCUUCGAGAUUUCCUGUUUGCACUGAUUGGAGCAGUGUUUGCAUUCUUUUUUGCGGGAUUUUUAGCGAGGCUCUGGAGUUUGGAAGAACGGUACUUUAGAGCCACGUCAGCUGAGAGAGGGAGUGCAACCAUGCCAGAGAUGGGCUCAAAUCAAGGUCAAAAAGAGUCUGUGGAGUGGGUGAAUAUGGUGAUUCACAAGGUCUGGAAAGUGUACAGGCGUAGUCUCCAAGUAUGGCUGGUUCAGCUUCUGCAACCAGCUAUUGACAAUUUGGGGAAGCCCAACUGGGUGAAGAGGGUGAAAAUUGUAGAACUCAACUUGGACUAUGAGCCUAUUAUUGUGCGUAAUGUGCAGCGCCGUGCAUCUAGGCGCGCGAAUGACUUACAAUAUCACUUUGGGCUACGGUACGCUGGUGGUGCUAGGUGUUUGCUUAACUUGAAACUUGGCCGGGCAGGUUUCGAGACCUUCAUUCCAGUUGGAGUGUAUGAGCUCGAUGUGGAUGCGGAGCUGUGGGUGAAAUUGCGGUUGGCUCCAGUGAAACCAUAUGUGGGGACUUUGUCUUUGGCCUUUGUGCGAUUGCCUACUAUCAAGCUGGUCCUGGCUCCCUUCAGAGUUGUGAAUCUCUUCUCUAUCCCAUUUUUAAACAAUUUUCUCUCGAAGUUGUUGACAAUAGACCUUCCCCGCCUGCUAGUUCUGCCACGACAUAUUACCUUCGACUUCUUGCCUCAGGGCCAGAAUGUCAUGGAUUCCAUGGAGGCAAUGGAAGCAUCUGUAGAAUCAGGUGCCAUGGAUGAAUCAAUUGCAUCAGGUGUGCUGGACCUCCUGAAAACUGCUUCCUCUGAGCCGGCUGUUCCGCAAAAAGACCCGAGUGAGGCCUUUGUUGGGGAGCUUUCUGUCACUAUCUGUGAUGCUCGUGGCCUACCAAUACGUGGAUUUACUGGGUGGAGUAAUCCUUAUUGUAUCCUCACACUAGGAGAUCAAGUUUUAGAAAGCAAACGAAACAAGGAAACUUCACAACCUUCUGGUCCCAAAGAUCCAGUUUGGAAUCAAGAUUUCCUGCUACUGGUCGAGGAUCCUAGGAGACAGAGGCUCAUGCUACGUGUUCGCGACAGCACAAUGACCUUGAACCCUAACAUAGGUUACUGCUAUGUUAAUCUUGCAGAGCUCAGAGAUUGUGUGCCACGUACCAUGUGGUUAAACUUGAGGCGAGAUGGACUGUUUGGGCCGAAAAAGGUGCCUGGGAGGGUUCGUCUCACUUUGACAUUCAAAUCUUACGUUGACAGAGAGGAUGACAUUGACGAAAAUGCGGGCUCGUUCUCUCCAUACAUUAAGGUUUUUAAAGAUUCGGGCGCUGAAACUGUGGAAGACAUAGGAGUGAGCUUAGGUGAAGAGAUAGCUGCGAGUAUAGAGGGCAACGCCAAAAGAAACGAGUACGAAAGUGAUGUCGAAGCAGAAAUAGUUCAGACACAACGGAAGGACUCGAGUGUUGAGAUUAGUAGCAGUCCGAAGGGCAAAGGAAAACCAAUUGCCAAUGGGAAUGCUAGAGCUUCAGGAUCGAAUAGUAGUGUUGUAGAAACGCAGUCAAGUCAGGAUCAGUUCAGAACAAGAAGUGCUGCAGAAACUGUGAAGCAAGGGAACGGAUCUGCACGGAGGGGAGAGCAGGUGGAGUCGAAUUCAACCCACUCUUCCAACACAAACGCCAGUGAGAAUGCAACCACUUACCCCAGCAUCUUCAGUAGCGAUGGAGAUAUUCGCGUGCCUAGGAGGGUGAAUGACAGUGAGCAGCAGGGAGAAUACUCCAGCAUACCUGCAGAUUGCAGAGCCAGUGUGUGGGACAACAACGUUGAGAGGUUGACCAAGUCCUCUGAAACUCAUGACGGCUCAAGAGUAGGUGUGUCUGAGACUCAGGCCUGGAGACAAAGCAUGCACUCAGAAGCCAGUGGAGCGCCUGCCAUGAAACACAAGGCCACUGAGCCCUUUUCUGGGAGUUAUGAUCCGAAGGAGGAGAGCACCCAACUGGAAAAUGAGGCAGGAUUAGUUUCAAAAGGUGAUGCGUCCAAAGCCGAGGGUAAUAAAUUACUCUGGUUGUGUAUGUUUACUACUGUUGCCUACGUGAUUGGGUGGAGCUUACAUUUCUCAAACCCAUUGCAUCCAUGAAAGGGAACAUCAUUGAGGACACGUUCCAGUCUUCAUUCUCUCUAA